Messenger RNA from Suncus etruscus (white-toothed pygmy shrew), 2370 nucleotides. Its product is annotated as zinc finger protein 883-like. Gene Ontology annotation, molecular function: DNA-binding transcription repressor activity, RNA polymerase II-specific. NCBI's taxonomy places the organism in Eukaryota, Metazoa, Chordata, Mammalia, Eulipotyphla, Soricidae. The record is from RefSeq and is a predicted model, not a curated record. Gene Ontology annotation, biological process: negative regulation of transcription by RNA polymerase II.
AUGCCUGAAGACUUCUGGUUCCCAGUAGAGUGCCUGGGGGUAAAAGUGAGUCCACCAAAUACAAGCUUGUUUGGGGGAGUAUCUUCUGUGGAAAUAGAAGCAUAUCCUCUUCCUCUGACGAUCAAGUUUCCUGCAACCCAGUCCUUGUCAGUUUUCACCCAAAGAGGAAUGGUGGCGUUUGAGGAUGUGGCCGUGGCCUUCUCCUGGGAAGAGUGGCAGCACCUGGAUGAAGGGCAGAGGAGCCUCUACAGGGACGUGAUGCUGGAAACCUACAGUCACCUGGAGUCACUGGGACAUACAGCCAUCAAACCUGAAGUAAUCAUCAGGUUGGAACAAAGAGCAGAUCCAUGGAUGGUAUAUUCCCCAAUGCAGAGCCUCACAGAUAUUCAGCCUGUUCAUGGCUUGAUUGAACAUAACCAGAAAAGUCAAGAUAAAUGGUUUUGGCAAGCUGGAAUUACCCAGAGGAAAGAAACAGCAAAUGAGAGAAGUGAUUGGAAUUCUAUACAUAUUUCUAAAUUGGUGAUAAAUAAUGGAAACGAUCGUAUCAUGAUGCCUGAGAAGUAUGAUGUAUUUAAGAACAAUUUUCUGACUGUUGACCCCGAUGUGAUCCACCCUCUACAGAAACUUGCAGACCACAGAAUAUUCUAUGAAGUUAGUAAUAUCACUAAACAUUCAGAAAUGCAAGGUGGUGAAAAAUCUCGUGAGUGUCAGACGCCCAGUCAGUUUUCAGUCUUCAAUAUACAUCAGAGAACAAACAUUCUAGACAGAAUAUAUGAAUGUAUCGAGUGUGAAAAAACUUUAUUUGAGUCACAGAGGCUCAUUGAACACCAAAGAAAUCACACAGUGGAGCAAUAUUAUGACUAUAAAGAGUGGAUGAAGACAUUGUCCUGGAAGUCAGACUUCACUCAACAUGAGAGAAAUCACAUCGGAGAAAAACCGUACGAAUGUAAAGAAUGUAGGAAAUAUUUCCCUAAUAAGUCACAGCUCACUCGACAUGGGAGGAUUCACACAGGAGAGAAACCCUAUGGGUGUAAAGAGUGUAAGAAAAGUUUUUCUAGUAAGUCACACCUCACUCAACAUGAGAGAGUCCACACAGGAGAGAAACCCUAUGAAUGUAAGGAAUGUCGGAAAAACUUCUUUAAUAAAUCACACCUUGCUCAACAUGAGAGAAUUCACACAGGAGAGAAACCCUAUGAGUGUAAAGAAUGUAGGAAAGCAUUCAUAUGUAAGUCGGCACUCACUAAACACGAGAGAAUUCACACAGGGGAGAAGCCCUAUGAAUGUAAAGAAUGCAGGAAAAGUUUCUCUGAUAAGUCACAUCUCAAUAGACAUGAGAGGAUACACACGGGAGAGAAACCCUAUGAGUGUAGUGAAUGUCGAAAAAUAUUUUCGUGGAAAGCACACCUCACUCAACAUAAGAGAAUUCACACAGGAGAGAAACCCUACGAAUGUAAAGAAUGUAGAAAAUCUUUCUCAUGCAAGUCAAGCCUCACUAAACAUGAGAGAAUUCACACAGGCGAGAAACCCUACGAAUGUAAAGAAUGUAAAGAAGCUUUCUCAUGUAAGUCAGUCCUUACUCGACAUGAGAGAAUUCACACGGGAGAAAAACCUUACGAAUGUAAAGAAUGUAGGAAACGUUUUUCUAAUAAGUCGCACCUCACUCGACACGAGAGAAUUCACACAGGAGAGAAACCCUACAGAUGGAAAGAAUGCAGGAAAAGAUUCUCAUGUAAAUCUUCCUCACUCCACAUGAGAAUUCACACAGGACAGAAACCCUAUGAGUGAAAAAUUCAAUAAAACAUCCUUACAUAAGUGAAGCUUCACUAAACAUGAGAAAACUAAAACGGGAGAAAAAUCAUGAAUGUAAUGAAACCUAGGUAACAUUCUUUGGGAAGUCAGGAGAGAGUUCACAGAAGAAAGAAACCUAUGAGAGUAACUAAGACUUGCCCUUAAGUAAGUCCUCAAAAUACAUGACAAUUCACAGAGGAGUUUAAAUCAAGAUGGUAAAAACUGACCAUGAUAUCACCAAAAUCAAUUUUUCUCCUGGACAAUGAGCUAUUCUGCAUUGUUUCUCUUUCCUGUAUUUGCAUUACCCUAUAGCUUAGCUAUAACUAUGGAAAAUAGAAAUAUUUGAAUAUUAUUUUCAUGAAUGCCCACCCCCCAAAAAGAUGGCAUAAAUUAUAUGAAUUAUCCCAUUGUUUUAACAUUUUUUGGUUUUAGAAUUUAUGUGAGCCCAUACUUAUCACAUCAGCCACAGGAUGAAGAUGACAGGAACAUGCAACAAGACUGGUUUGAUUAAUUGAGGACAGCAGCUUGCUUAUUAGGUUAAUUUUAAUAUUCUAAUAUAACAGUAAAAAUAGAUAUUUCUGG